Molecule: messenger RNA, 2657 nt
Organism: Vespa crabro (European hornet)
Lineage: Eukaryota; Metazoa; Arthropoda; Insecta; Hymenoptera; Vespidae
Product: kinesin-like protein KIF6
Exons: 13
Coding region: 627-2606 (659 amino acids)
Biological process (GO): microtubule-based movement
Cellular component (GO): microtubule; kinesin complex
Molecular function (GO): microtubule binding; ATP hydrolysis activity; ATP binding
Source: RefSeq, a predicted model, not a curated record
CGACGCCGACGCCGACGCCGCGAUGCUGUCGACGUUGCCCGGGCGACCCUCUAAUUUCUCCAUUCCUCCUUCUUUUUAUCUCCUUAUCUCGGAAAUUUCACGAUGAUAUGUCUAGAGAUAUAUUUCUGUUCUGUCUUGAAUCUUUUAUUUUUUUGUCAUUUUUGUUCAUUAAGAAAUUUCUUCUUUUAAUUAUUUUUUUUUCUUUUCAUAGGAAAUAUACAUAUGUAGGUUUUCAUAUUUUUUUUUUUAUUUAAUGAAAUAAUGAAUAAGCUUAAGGCAAUCUGAAAACAUGUCGAGUCACAUUAAAGUUGAAAAGAUUAAUCUAGCUUUUAAUCUCCAAUGAUUUUAUUAUGAUUGACUAGUAACGUUGUCUCAAUAUAGUUUUUAAUCCGAAACGAUAGAAUUUUGACUGAAUUUUGUAAAUUGUACGCAUUUAAAUCGAUCCUUGAUACGAUCGAAUAAUUCCUUUAAUUCUACACUUAAAUCAAUUAUAUUAAAUAUUAACCAAUGAUAGAACCGAACCAUCUUGAUAAUUAUUCUUUACAUUUGGAAUAAAAAAAAAUGAAAUAAUCAUAAUCGAUUGAUCGAUUCUAAUUUCUUGCAAGUAUUGAGGUUAUUUAAACAAAAUGGAUAGAGACGUUAUCAAAGUUUAUGCCAGAUUAAAACCAGAAGUAAACCGCGAUAAUCUUACGAAAUAUCGUAUACUUCGUCGACCAAAGGAUCACAACAAAGAAGAUUUUUUGGUGUUACUGGCGCCUUUUAAAGACGACAAGUAUAUCGAUCAUCGACCCGAAUCAUGGAAGUUUUCAUUUCACCAUAUUAUCGAAGAAGAAGCGAAUCAACGAGAUGUCUUUGAGGAUGUCGGUCGGCCUGUGAUCGAGAGUGUCCUUGAUGGUUACAAUGGUACUGUCUUCGCUUAUGGCCAGACAGGCAGUGGCAAAACUUAUACGAUAGCAGGUGAAGUUUCAACUAGCAAUAGACAAGGUAUCGUACCAAGAACCUUAAGAUAUCUCUUCGACGUCAUUAAGACGCAUCCGGAAAACGUUUAUUCCGUGGACGUGGCUUAUCUGGAGAUCUACAAUGAAUACGGUUACGAUUUGCUCGAUCGAAAGCAGCAGCAGCAGCAGCAGGUGCAGCAGACUAUGCGUUUGGAGGAUUUACCACGCAUUAGCAUCCAGGAAGACGAAAAGGGAAUACUGCAUCUCAAGAAUCUGACCUUCCACAAUGUAAAGAGUGAAGACCAGGCGAUGGACUUAUUCCUUAUUGGCGAUUCUCGCCGCGUUACAGCUGAUACUCCUACGAAUCCACAGUCAUCGAGAUCUCAUUGUAUUUUUACCAUCGUUGUAUCGGUAAGGCACCUUGGAGCUAAUCGUUACAAGAGAGCCAAGAUGCACUUGGUCGAUCUAGCAGGAUCCGAACGAGUUUACAAAUGUGCGAUCAGUGGAACUGUUUUGUCAGAAGCGAAACAUAUUAAUUUGAGUUUACAUUAUUUAGAACAAGUUAUAGUAUACUUGAAUCAGGAAAAUUCAGGUCACAUACCUUACAGAAAUUGUUUGCUAACCGCUAUUUUAAGAGACAGUCUCGGUGGAAAUUGCGUGACGACAAUGUUGGCUACUUUGAGUAUGUCUUCUACCAAUAUUCAGGAAACAGUAUCAACUUGUAGAUUUGCUCAAAGAGUCGCUUUAGUUAGAAAUGAUGCUAAAUUGAUACUAGAGGAUGAUUUGAACGGUGAAAAUAUACUUUUGAAAUUGGAGAAUGAGAAGCUUCGUAAACAAAUCGAGGAGUUAAUAAAGCAAAAUGAAAACUUAAAGAAUAUGUUAUCUUUGCAAGAAGAUAGAGAUGAUUUUGAAAAAAAAUUGGAUUAUUAUAAAAAUUUAGUGAUGCAACGAGAUCAAGAAAUUUCUGUCCUACUAGGUUUGUUAAGAAAAGCUAAGGAUAAGAAAAAUCAAGUGGAAGAUAACAAUAUAGAAAUAAAAUCUAAAUUGAAGUUCAAAGCGAAAGAAAGUACAGUCGAACGUUUGUCUAAGACGUCAAAAUUAUACGAAAUUAUAGAAAAAUCUGGCCAUAAAAACGAUAUACAAUUAAGAAAGGAAACAGAUUCCGACGAGUUAUGCAAACCAGAAAUAAAUUUAUUACAAAAAUCAUCAGAAGAAAAAUCGAAAAUUAAACGAAACAUUGAAAACUUAGAUAUUACUCGUAAUAGUGAAAACGAGCAUGAUUCGUCGAAGAAAGCAAAUUCGUUAAAAAAAUCGUUAGGCGUGAGUAAUAAAGUAGAAGGUAAUCCUUUAAAAAAUAAUAGAUUGAUAUUAGAAGAGGAAUUGGAAACAAAAAAGAUCGAUAAAAAUUUACACGAUGAUUCAAUUUAUUCGCCUAAUUUAUCUUCAAAUAGGGCAGUUACCAAUAAAUUGCCUGAUUUAAUAAUAAACGAUGCCCUCGUUAAUUAUCCCAACAAUAAUCAACUAGAAACACAACGUUUACAAAAUAUUAUAAAAUACAAUAAAGUUGAUAACGAUUUCGAGAAGAAUUUACCAUUGACAGGUGAUCCAGAGAUCGACGAAGAGAUCAUCGCAUUUUAUAAAGCUAAACGUUCUGGUGGAAUUUAUUAAUGAUUUUUUAAAUAUUUUGUAUUAUUUUUCGCUAAAAUAUAAUAAUAAAUU